AAGCGUUGCGUUUUCAGGAAGUGAUACUGCAUGGAAUUUCUGCUUUUCUCCCACGUGAGCCUCCACCAAAGCACCACGCGCAGCAAGGCUGAACCGGCUGCUAACGAUAAUAUCACGUCACUGUAAAACAACGGCGAACUCGCUGUGGACCACAAAAUAACUGCCGUACGGACACGGCGGAGCGGAUCAUUGUAGUGUGUCCAGACAGCGCGAGGAAGAUGGCGGACGACCCCAGCGCAGCGGAUAGGAACGUGGAAAUCUGGAAGAUUAAGAAGUUGAUCAAAAGCUUGGAGGCGGCCAGAGGAAAUGGAACCAGUAUGAUAUCUCUCAUCAUUCCACCCAAGGAUCAAAUCUCACGUGUAGCGAAGAUGUUAGCCGAUGAGUUUGGCACGGCCUCCAACAUAAAGAGCAGAGUCAACAGACUGUCUGUGCUGGGAGCCAUUACCUCAGUACAGCAGAGACUCAAGCUCUACAACAAAGUGCCUCCUAAUGGGUUGGUGGUGUAUUGUGGCACCAUAGUGACAGAGGAAGGCAAAGAAAAGAAAGUAAACAUCGAUUUUGAACCUUUUAAACCAAUCAACACAUCCUUGUAUUUAUGUGACAACAAAUUCCAUACUGAGGCACUAACAGCGCUGCUGUCAGACGACAGUAAGUUUGGCUUUAUUGUGAUCGAUGGUAGCGGCGCCCUGUUUGGGACCUUACAAGGCAACACGCGGGAGGUGCUGCACAAAUUUACUGUGGAUCUGCCCAAAAAACACGGCAGAGGAGGUCAGUCUGCUCUUCGAUUUGCACGUUUGAGGAUGGAAAAGAGACACAACUACGUGCGUAAGGUAGCAGAGACGGCUGUUCAACUGUUUGUGUCCAAUGACAAGGUGAAUGUGGCAGGCCUGGUGCUUGCUGGAUCGGCAGAUUUCAAGACUGAGCUGAGCCAGUCAGACAUGUUUGAUCCGAGGUUACAAGCGAAGGUUUUGAAGCUGGUCGACAUAUCGUACGGAGGAGAGAAUGGGUUUAACCAGGCCAUUGAGCUCUCGGCGGAAGUUCUGUCGAAUGUCAAAUUCAUCCAAGAAAAGAAACUAAUAGGACGAUAUUUCGAUGAGAUUAGUCAGGACACAGGGAAAUACUGUUUCGGAGUUGAAGACACGCUUAAGGCGCUGGAGAUGGGAGCGGUGGAGAUUCUUAUAGUUUACGAGAACCUGGACACCAUGCGCUAUGUCUUGCGCUGUCACGGAGAAAACACUACACCUGAAAAUGAUGAAAAGAUACUCUAUUUAACACCAGAACAGGAGAAGGACAAGUCUCAUUUUACUGAUAAGGAGACGGGUCAGGAGCACGAGCUGAUUGAGAGCAUGCCGCUGCUUGAGUGGUUCGCCAAUAACUACAAGAAGUUCGGAGCAACGCUGGAAAUCGUUACAGAUAAGAGCCAGGAAGGCUCACAGUUUGUGAAAGGCUUUGGGGGCAUUGGUGGAAUUUUGCGGUACCGGGUGGAUUUCCAAGGCAUGGAGUACCAGGGGGAUGAUGACGAAUUCUUUGAUUUAGAUGACUACUAGGUAGUCGGGACUGACACAAAAGAAUAUUCCAAAAUAAGAUUUUCCCCCUUCACCUACCCCGCAAACGACAGGGGAGCGAAGGAGAUCGAAUCAGCAGGAGGGAGAAUAAGCAUUUGAAAACACGUCAGAGGGUCUACGUGUCCUUGGCUUUUAAAAAUACAGUGACUCCAUCUCUGAACUGGAAGAGGCCGAGUUAUCUCCUCUACACUAAUAACCGGGUCAUCGCAACGGCAUGGCCUGUCUCUGCCUAUCCUGCCUCGGCUCUUCACAACACACUUUAGGCUUUGAGAUCUACUUUUUCUUCCCUUCUAAUCUCACUCCUUUCUUCCUUCCAACUCUUCUUUUAUAAUGCAUAUGCUGCUGUUAUUUUAUUCAAAUGUAUUAUAUUUUCUUUUAUUCAGUGUAUAAUGAAAGCAGUCACGCUGUACUGCUUACAUAGCCCUUCAAACCUAUUACCAGGCCUCCAUUAUAAUUUUCUGGUGAGCUCAGACUUGAUAUAUGUUGCCUUGUUUUUGCUGUAAACCAGUGUGGUGGAGGUAGUGGUGGUGAUGAUGCACUCUGAGCCAGCGGUACACUCCGCUCCUCCCAUCACAUCAUUGUGCCCACAUCUUGCCCUCAAAUGGACCAUAUGGUAACCGGACCCAUCCCCCUGUGUUCCACCACUUCCUUCAUGAAUACCGAGAACCAGUUUUCCUCUCUCACUUGUUUUCCUCAGCCCCAGGAGAUGCAAAUUCUCGAAAUAAACUAUAUAUGAGUGCCUGAUUUUUGCAGUUUGCGAGAUAUGACCGCACAGUGUACCAGCAUCCGGACCCUAACUUCAGCCUCCUGCUAUUUCACGUCAAAUCUUAGCUCCCAGCACUCAUUGGCAUAUGAUGGCGUCUUUACCGGCUGAACACAUGCAUGGGAAUGUCACGUUGGACGUAUUAUGGGGUGGGGAGGGGGGAUUACUGUGUUUAACUGUGAUGUGUGAGUGAGUUAAUGUCAGUUUGGCUGUUUUUUUCCCUUUUAGAAGUCAUAUUCCUGAACCACAGACUCUAAAGGGUCUAAUUUAUUUUCAUUUGCCCCAGUUAUGUUGUAAUAACAGAUUGGUUUUAGAUAAAGACUGCCAAUGACAUUUUGAACCUUUACUAAUUGUGGCAUAGUCGGUGUUUUGACACCUACUAAAAUAAACUGAUCCAAUAAUGUAAAAGGAGAAAAUCAAAAUGAUCCACGAUAUUUUAAUUAUGUUGUAUAUUUUAUCAUUUUCUUUGUUCCAUCACUAUUUUGUAUAAAUCAUUUGUUACAUCUGGACACAGACAUUAAACGUUCUCAUUGUUUGCUAAUUGCA
Molecule: messenger RNA, 2874 nt
Organism: Misgurnus anguillicaudatus (oriental weatherfish)
Lineage: Eukaryota; Metazoa; Chordata; Actinopteri; Cypriniformes; Cobitidae
Source: RefSeq, a predicted model, not a curated record